AUGAAAGGCUUCUGCAAAGAUUCGAUCCGGUUCCGCGAAACUUGAUCAAAGAUCAUGACGGCCGGCCGCUGCAACUCUUUACAUGCGUUACCGUUGCUCUUAUGUUAGUAAGAACCUUACGAGAUGAAAAGGCAAGCAGAGCCUCUAAUCAUCCACUUCCGCCCAGCCUCUUCUAAUUUCCAAUGAGACUGCAGCCAAAAUUAUUUCCCCAUGGCUGCUGCCAGGAUGAGCGAGAAAUCAUGCAUUCCUCUUCUCCAAAACUGCAAAUCACUCAAGGAACUGAAGCAAAUCCAUUGCCGGAUCUUUAGAACUGGACUGCACCAGAGCGAAAUUGCAGUCAGCAGGCUCAUAUCCUUCUGUGCAAUCUCAAAGCCACAGAAUUUGCGCUACGCCGAGCUUCUUGCUUCAAUAAUCGAUCCUCCAUGGCUCUUCAUCUUCAAUGUGAUGAUCAGAGCUUACGUCAAAGUGGGCAGCUUUGGUAAGGCACUGAAAAUGUAUGCCAAGCUGUUGGGAGAAGGACUGGUACCUGAUAACUUCACAUACCCACUUGUUCUCAAGGCGAUUGGGGGCUUGCUGGCAGUAGAAGACGGGAAGAAGUGUCAUGCAACUAUAAUGAAGACUGGGUUUUUGCUAGAUCCUUUUGUCAGGAGUGCACUUGUUGGCAUGUACGCGGAAAUGGGCAGACUCAAUUCAGGCCUUCAAGUGUUUGAUGAAAUGCCUGAGAGGGAUGUUGUUUCUUGGAAUGUGUUGAUAUGCAGCUAUGUCAAGGCUGGAAGGCCCACUGAUGCGAGGGACGCUUUCGAAAGGAUGGGGAAGGAAAGAAUCAGGCCUGACGAAGCGACCUUGCUUAGCACUCUUUCUGCUUGUGGUAGCCUGGGCGAUCUGGACUUGGGAAAGAGGAUUCAUUCCUAUAUCUACUGGAACAUUGGUUCAAGUGUUGUUCUUGACAACGCUUUGAUGGACAUGUAUUGCAAGUGUGGGAACAUUCUUUCAGCACGUAUCAUCUUUGACAGAAUGAAUGGCAAAAACAUGAUCUCCUGGACCACAAUGAUCGCUGGUUAUGUCGGCCAUGGCAGACUUCAUGAUGCAAGGCAGCUCUUUGAUGAAUGCCUAGAGAGAGAUGUCAUUUUAUGGACUGCUAUGAUCAACGGCUAUACAAAGUUCAGUCGGUUCAAUGAGGCACUGGACCUGUUUCGACGAAUGCAGGUUUUGAGAAUCAAACCAGAUAAAUUCACAGUUGUUACAGUUCUUACAGUGUGUGCUCAUCUAGGGGCACUAGAGCAAGGUGAAUGGUUGCAUAAAUAUAUCGAGGAGAACAGAAUCAAGAUAGAUGCUUUUGUAGGCACAGCGCUGCUUGAUAUGUAUGCGAAGUGUGGGUGCAUAGAGAAAUCUCUUGAUGUUUUCUGGAAAAUUAAGCAGAAAGAUGCAGCUGCAUGGACAGCAAUGAUCUGCGGGCUCGCCAUGAAUGGGCGAACACAUAAAGCCCUUCAAUUCUUUGAAGACAUGAGAAGGGUGGCACUGAAACCAGAUGAUAUCGCCUUCAUUGGCAUCUUAAGUGCAUGUAGCCACGGAGGACUGGUCGAGGAGGGUCAGAGAUAUUUCAAUUUAAUGAAGAAUGAGUAUGGCUUUCAGCCCCAAGUUGAGCAUUAUGGUUGCAUGGUUGAUCUUCUUGGUCGAGCUGGUUUACUGGCUAAAGCAGAACAACUAAUAGAGCAAAUACCCGAUGCUUCAGACUGUUUGCCACUUUGGGGUUCUCUCCUCAGUGCCUGCCGGAUCCAUGGCCAUGUUGAAAUGGGCGAGCGUAUCAUGAAACGCUUUAAUCUGUCUGCUUCAAGUAAUCCUGGAAUACAUACACUCCUUUCAAAUAUCUAUGCUGCAGCCAAUCGCUGGGAAGAUGUGAACAAGGUAAGAAGAAUAAUGAAGGAUACCAGCAUCGGGAAAAUUCCUGGGUGCAGUUCUGUUGAAGUGAGUGGCACGGUGCAUGUGUUCCUUGCUGGGGAUACAUUGCAUCCACAGACAGAAGAGAUCUAUUCUGUAGCAGACAACAUAGGGAGCCUCUUACUGUUGGAAAGCAUUUGAAUCUUGAGCAGAGAACCUGCCAUGCUUCACCACUGUAUGUUAUCAGCAAGUUGCGUUAGGUCCUACAGAACAAGUUACACAAGUUAUUCUUUGGUUGGGCUCUCAGACCACUGUUUCAUCUACUGAUCAUAAAAAAAGAAAAAAAAAAGAAAAAACUCUGAUUCUACUGA
This is a messenger RNA of Nymphaea colorata (pocket water lily), 2249 nucleotides long. Its product is annotated as pentatricopeptide repeat-containing protein At1g31430. Gene Ontology annotation, biological process: RNA modification. Gene Ontology annotation, molecular function: RNA binding; protein binding. The transcript is spliced from 2 exons. NCBI's taxonomy places the organism in Eukaryota, Viridiplantae, Streptophyta, Magnoliopsida, Nymphaeales, Nymphaeaceae. The record is from RefSeq and is a predicted model, not a curated record. Bases 211 to 2079 code for a protein of 622 amino acids.